Molecule: messenger RNA, 2044 nt
Organism: Closterium sp. NIES-67
Lineage: Eukaryota; Viridiplantae; Streptophyta; Zygnematophyceae; Desmidiales; Closteriaceae
Source: the annotation of a GenBank genome assembly
CUCGCCGCGCCACAUCACAAACGUUGCAUCCACCCUACAAUACCUGCCUUGUGCCUCUCAUUUUCAGAUUCGCUUGUUCCGUCCAUUGUUUUGCCACUCGCUUCCCAGCCUCGGCUCGACCUGAGGCGAAGAGGUAUCUAUACUACAUCUGCUUGCCGCGUUUCUGUUCCUGUUCUUCUUUAAAAAAGCAGUGGUGUUAUUGCAUCAACACGCGCGAGUCUUCUACCUAAAUUUCUUCGUCGUGCACGUCUUUCUCCUCGUCGCUUCUCCCCAUGGCUUCCCUUGUGCGACCACCGCUUGCUUCGACCGCGUCUUCCGCCAGCGUCUCUCAGCAUCUCGUCGUGUCCGGCAAGUGCUCCUGCGUCCUCCCCUCCGCGGUUCUAUGCUCGCGCCCGUUCCCUGACACGUCAGCCGCGUGCGCCGACGGCAGAAGAUCCUCGAGCAUCGUCCUCAGCAGCCGCAGCGCGUCAUCCGCGCAUGUCUCCGCCGCGAAUCUCCGCUCGAAGCGCCAGUCCUUCUUCGGCAUGGCGCUCCACGUGCGGAGCAGCGUGUCCACCGGCGGCGGCAGCGGCGCGCAACGAGGAGUGCGGGGCGUGGAGAUGAGCUUCUCGCCGCACGGCAUGGGGGCCAACGGGCAGCAGUUCGACGACGAGGAGUACCUCGAGGCGCACGUCAUGGAUGCCGUGCGCAUGGCGCCGCAGCAGGAGCGGCUGUACAUGACGAUGGCGGACGGCACGGAGAUCGAGGUGGAGCACGUGAACCCCAGCGCGGGCCGCCUGCUGUACCCGCACAGCACGCCCGCCAUAUUCGUCAAGGUCGCUGGCAACUCCGGCCUCCUGCUGCCCAUCGUCGUCGGCGACCUCGCGGUGGGCUUUUUGAUGAAGGGGUUCCGCAAGGAGCCCGGGGCGCGGCCGUGCCACUACGACGUGAUGCGCGACAUAGUGGAGUCGCUCAACUACGAGGUGCGCACCGUGAAGAUCACGCAGCGCGUCAUGGACACAUAUCUCGCGCGCAUCUACCUCGCGCACCCCGACUCGCCGCACUGCGCCGCCAGCAUCGACGCGCGCCCGUCCGACGCCAUCAACCUCGCCAUCCGCGCGCAGGUGCCGAUCUUUGUGUCGAAGAGCAUCGUGCGCAGCGACGCCGUGCGCGUGGUGGACGAGGCGCACCGCAUCGUGUCGCCCGGCCAGCCCUACUCCGCCGCCGCGCACCACGUCGUGCGCGCCUCGCCCGCCGCCACUGACAGUGGGGGGGCGACGGACCUGCUGACGGAGGAGAUGGCGCUCACCAAGAGCCUCAUGGCGGCCGUGCAGGAGGAGAGAUACGGCGACGCAGCGUCCCUGCGGGACAAGCUGAAUCAGCUGCGCAACCGCAACCCCAGGCAGCUCAACAACAGGUUCUGAGUGAAUGUGGAAGUCAGAGUGGCGAACAGCUGCCUCGCCCCCAGACUUCCGUUACCUGCUGUGCAGCCACACAGCUGCACUGCUCUUGGCUGCACCACCUUCCACCUAUGUACCUAGUUGCACAUACUGUUUGCUCGCACCCAGCCAUCAUCAGUUGCUUCUCCCACUGCUGCUGCUGCACAUACGCCCUCACACCACCACGUGUUCGUGGCCCUACCACUUCUCCCGCAUUCCCUGUGGAGUGCUGGGGAAUUGGAGCUACUAAGGAGCUGCUGCUGCUUCUACUGUGCUUCAUUCUGCCUGAUUGCUGUCUGGCCUCGCCUCUGUUUUCCUCCCUGCUUUCCACUGAUGCCCAUAUUUCUGUGGCUGGGGCUGGGGCUGUGGACCGCCCGAGGCUUACGGCAGCUGCUGCGUGUGUAAAGGUGGUUCCAUCUGCUUGCGGCAGCUUUCUGCCUGCUUGCCACGCCACGCCACCCAUCCCAUUCCUUGAUCAUUCCCAUGGCUGCAUGCCUCCCUGACUGGCUGAUUGUAAAUAGCUGUCUUGCUCUCCUUUGUAACUCUACGGGAUGUUUGUGCAGUUAAUGAUGGUUACUUUUUGUUUUUUAUUGAAAUGCUGGCUUCACUAAAUGACCUCGUACCAU